Messenger RNA from Pseudomassariella vexata, 498 nucleotides. RefSeq lists its product as uncharacterized. Gene Ontology annotation, molecular function: nascent polypeptide-associated complex binding. Lineage: Eukaryota; Fungi; Ascomycota; Sordariomycetes; Amphisphaeriales; Pseudomassariaceae. The annotation marks the transcript as partial. The record is from RefSeq and is a predicted model, not a curated record. Gene Ontology annotation, cellular component: mitochondrial outer membrane. The transcript has 2 exons.
UCAUAUGCUCAAGUCGCCGCGUCGGGACCCUCGCAGACUCCUGCGGAGGUAUGCCGCUGCACCCCAACCCCCGAGAUCGAGUCCACCGAGUCCGCCAGCACCUCAUCCCUCGUUGAUGUCGACACAACCUCUGUGCGCACCGUCCCAUCCGACUUCAUGGAGCAAGACGUCCAGACCGACACACAACAGGCCCGCAAGGACCGUGAAGAAGAAGCUGAGGAGAUGGCACGCGCCGAGGCCGAUCUGGCCAAGAAAAAGGCCGCUGGCAAGGUGCGCAAGGCAGACAACUUCCUGACCAAAUUCUUUGGAAACUUGAGCAACGAUGCGAGCACCGCACUGGUGGUUAGCAACUUCGCCGCCCUGGUCGGUCUUAGUGGUUUCUUGAGCUACAAGGCUUAUGGUCUGUACGAGCGAGGAAGAUUGGGCUGGAAGCACGCUGGUAUCGGAUUGGGUGUACUAGGUGUUGUUGGAGUGUUUGAGGGAACUCUUGCACAGUAA